Molecule: messenger RNA, 5050 nt
Organism: Ceratotherium simum simum (southern white rhinoceros)
Lineage: Eukaryota; Metazoa; Chordata; Mammalia; Perissodactyla; Rhinocerotidae
Source: RefSeq, a predicted model, not a curated record
GGGAACAGUGGACCAUGGAGCUGUAUUUCGGUGAAUAUCAACAUGUGCAGCAGGAAUACGGCGUCCAUCUGAGACUCGCAAGUGAGGAAACCAAAAAAUCAAGGAAUUCUCAGCACUCUAAGGCAGGCUCCUAUGGUGUCAGUAUUCGGGUACAGGGAAUUGAUGGCCACCCCUACAUAGUCCUGAAUAACACAGAGCGGUGUCUGGCAGGCACAUCUUCUGAAAACGGGCCGUCAUUUCCAUCUCCAAUGAUAAAUAACCUGCCUCUGCAUUCCAGCAAUGGGUCUGUGCUUGAGGAGAACAGUGCAGAAGAACUGCAGCUCCCAGAAAACCCAUAUGCCCAACCCAGCCCAAUAAGAAACCCCAAACAACCCUCUCUCUUUGAGGGCAAGAAUGGAGUUCUGGAACGUAAAGAGGGACCAAUGAAGCCAUCCCACAUGCUGAACUUCCAGAGACACCCAGAGCUUUUGCAGCCCUACGACCCUGAAAAGAAUGAGUUGAACUUACAAAAUCACCAACCUUCCGAGAGUAAUUGGCUAAAAACCUCAACAGAAGAAGGUACCAACAAUAAGAAGGCUUGGACUUGCUUUCCCAAACCUAGUAGUCCCCAGCCUACCAGCCCUCCUUUGGAAGACCUGGCCAAGUCCAACGUGACGGCCAUUCGUUUAUGCAGCUCUGUGGUCAUAGAUGACCCCAAGAAGCAGACCUCCGUGUGUGUGAAUGUUCAGAGCUGCACCAAGGAGGGGCUGGUCUCAGAGGAGGCCCUUUCCCCUAGCGGGAGGCCCCCAACCGCCCACAGCCCACACACCCACCCCGAACCCAAGAAAACCAGGCCGGACGUGCUUCCCUUCCGGCGACAGGAUUCGGCGGGACCGGUCCUGGAUGGAGCUCGGUCUCGGAGGUCCUCCUCGUCGUCCACGACUCCCACAUCGGCCAACUCUUUGUACAGAUUUUUACUUGACGAUCAAGAAUGUGCCAUUCAUGCAGACAAUGUGAAUCGUCAUGAAAAUAGAAGGUAUAUCCCCUUCUUGCCGGGAACGGGGCGGGAUAUCGAUACGGGAUCAAUUCCUGGUGUGGAUCAGUUAAUUGAAAAAUUUGACCAAAAACCUGGGCUGCAGAGAAGAGGAAGGUCUGGGAAGCGAAACAGAAUCAAUCCAGAGGACAGGAAGAGGUCCAGAAGUGUGGACAGUGCCUUUCCCUUUGGUCUGCAGGGGAACUCGGAGUACCUAACCGAAUUUAGCAGGAACUUGGGCAAGUCCAGCGAGCAUCUCCUCCGGCCGUCACAGGUCUGCCCGCAGAGGCCGCCGGCUCCCGAGCACCGCGGGAAACAGGGCGCGGGCCGCGCCUUCGCCAGGCUGCAGGGAGCCCACCCCCGGCCUCCGCCGCAGAACAAAGAUGGGCGAGUUCCAGAAAACAAAGGUGGCCAGGAAAGGUCAACCGUGAGCGCAUCCUCCCUCCCGGCACAGAAUAAAAAGGAGGAGGAAAUUAAAACAACCACUGCUACGCUGAUGUUGCAGAGUCGGGCGCCAGCAACGUCGCCUGACUCGGGUGCCAAGAAGAUUUCUGUGAAGACAUUUACUUCCACUUCAAAUACUCAGGCCACUCCAGAUCUGUUAAAAGGCCAGCAAGAGCUCACUCAACAAACCAAUGAGGAGACGGCCAAGCAGAUACUUUACAAUUACCUCAAAGAAGGAAGCACCGAUAAUGAUGACGCUACUAAAAGGAAAGUCAACCUGGUCUUUGAGAAAAUCCAGACUUUAAAGUCUCGAGCAGCAGGGAGCACGCCAGGAAAUAAUCAAGCUUCUAAUUCUUCAUCUGAAGUCAAAGAUCUAUUGGAACAGAAAAAUAAGUUGACCACAGAAGUGGCUGAACUUCAGAGACAGCUUCAACUAGAAGUCAAGAAUCAACAGAACAUCAAAGAAGAGAGAGAGAGAAUGAAAGCAAACUUAGAAGAGCUCCAGAGCCAGCGUGACACUAAAGUGGAAGAGAACUCCGUGCUGCAGCAGCGCCUGGAAGAAAGUGAAGGGGAGCUCCGGAAAAACCUGGAGGAGCUGUUCCAGGUGAAGAUGGAGCGGGAACAGCACCAGACUGAGAUCAGGGAUCUCCAGGACCAGCUCUCAGAAAUGCAUGAUGAAUUGGACAGUGCUAAACGAUCUGAGGACAGGGAGAAGGGAGUUCUGAUUGAGGAACUCUUAGAGGCAAAACGAGAUCUUCAAGAUCUGCUCAUUGCCAAAGAGGAGCAGGAAGACCUCUUGAGAAAGAGGGAGCGUGAACUCACUGCCCUGAAGGGAGCCCUGAAAGAAGAGGUUUCCAGCCACGACCAGGAGAUGGACAAACUGAAGGAGCAGUAUGACGCCGAGCUGCAGGCCCUGAGGGAGAGUGUGGAAGAAGCAACCAAGAAUGUCGAGGUCCUGGCCAGUCGGAGCAGCACUUCAGAGCAAACCCAGCUGGAGGCUGAAACGCGCAUGAAGGCUCUGCAGGAGGAGAACGAGAAGCUGCGGAGGAGCAUCGGCGAGCUGGAGUGCGGCGUUGCUCUGCUCCAGAGGCAGAUUACUGACGUGAGAGGCGACGAAGCCAAAGCAAAGGAAACGCUCAAGAAGUGCGAGGUGGAACUGCGGCAAUUAGAGGAAGCCCUUGUGCAUGCAAGAAAGGAAGAAAAAGAAGCCAUGUCAGCCAGAAGGACCCUGGAAAGUGAGCUAGAAGACGCUCAGAGAAAUCUGAGUCGGGCCACCCAGGAGCAGAAGCAGUUGUCUGAGAAGCUAAAAGAUGAGACUGAGCAGAAGGAACAGUUAAGGAGACUGAAGAAUGAAAUGGAGAAUGAGCGAUGGCACCUUGACAAGACCAUUGAGAAACUCCAGAAGGAGAUGGCUGACAUUGUCGAGGUGUCCCGCACGUCAACACUGGAGCUCCAGAACCAGCUGGAUGAGUACAAGGAGAAAAAUCGCAGGGAGCUUGCAGAAAUGCAAAGGCAGUUGAAGGAGAAAACUCUAGAGGCAGAAAAGUCACGUCUGACUGCCAUGAAAAUGCAGGAUGAGAUGCGCCUGAUGGAGGAGGAGUUAAAGGACUACCAGAGGGCUCAGGAUGAAGCGCUCACGAAAAGGCAGCUUCUGGAGCAGACGCUGAAGGACCUGGAGUACGAGCUGGAGGCCAAGAGUCACCUCAAAGAUGACCGAAGCCGGCUCCUCAAGCAGAUGGAGGACAAGGUGUCUCAACUGGAGAUGGAACUGGAAGAAGAAAGAAACAACUCGGAUUUGCUGUCGGAGAGGAUCACUCGGAGCAGGGAACAGAUGGAACAGAUGAGGAACGAGCUGCUUCAGGAGAGAGCCGUGAGGCAAGACUUGGAGUGUGACAAGAUUUCCCUGGAGAGACAGAACAAGGACUUAAAGAGCCGGAUUAUCCACCUGGAAGGGUCCUACAGGUCCAGCAAAGAGGGGCUGGUGGUGCAGAUGGAGGCCAGGAUCGCGGAGCUGGAGGACCGUCUGGAGGGCGAGGAGAGAGACCGGGCCAGCCUCCAGCUCAGCAACCGCAGGCUGGAGCGGAAGGUGAAGGAGCUGGUGAUGCAGGUGGACGAUGAGCACCUGUCGCUGACCGAUCAGAAGGACCAGCUGAGCUUGCGCUUGAAGGCAAUGAAGCGACAGGUGGAGGAAGCCGAGGAGGAAAUCGACAGACUAGAAAGUUCUAAAAAGAAGCUGCAGAGGGAGCUGGAGGAGCAGAUGGACGUGAACGAGCAGCUGCAGGGACAGCUCAACUCCAUGAAGAAGAAUUUAAGCAGACUUAAGAAGCUGCCAAGUAAAGUGCUGGAUGACGUGGAUGACGACGACGACCUCAGCACCGAUGGGGGAAGCCUGUAUGAGGCGCCGCUGAGCUACAGCUUCCCCAAGGACAGCGCCACCACCGGCCAGAUCUGAGUGCGCUUCCAGGGCUGUGGAGGUGGCCCGUCAUUCCCGCAGCCGCCAGCAGCAGGGGGCAGGAAAGGGAGCACCUACCUGGAGCAGAGACCAUCGCCUCCUCUUCACAUCACAGGCCGAUUCCUCCCCAUCACUGUCCUCCUAGGAUCCCUCAGUGGUAGCGCGGCUUUCAUAGCUUAGCCAGGUAGCUACUGCAGUUUAAAUGACCACCACCCAUUGAGGUGUUUUAGAAAAUAUAAUUUGGCAGGAUGAAGCCCCUGUUCUGCACAGCUGUCUGCCAGCACCAUUUGCCUUGCUGCCCUUGCCCCCCUGCCCCUGCCAAGAAAAAGCGUCCAAAAUGCUAGUUAUUACUUAAUAGCCAGUGUGCAGGGGAGGAAAUGAUAUAUGGCUGUACAUAUUUUAAACCAGACUUUCUCACGGACUGCUGCUGUUCCAUUUUGGAAUGUUACAGAGGCUUUGUAGGGUGGCUUGUUUGUAAACUUCACACAUCUAUAUUGAGUAUUAUUUUUUAAAAUAUGAAGCUACUAGAUUUUAAGUAUUAAGGAGCAGAGGCGAGAGAGAAGAUAGAAUAAAGACCACUUUGGACAUCAGAGUUGGAAAAAAGAAAUUGUUGUGAUGAUAAGGGACAAUUAAUCCCGAGAAUGGAAAGUCAAGUGGUAAACAACCUGCUGACGAGGGAGAGAAAGUCAGGUCAUUUGUAUCUGUGGCCUUGGUUGCUUAUUUUAUCUAGAAUUUUGUUAUAAUUUCUGAACCAGGCUGAGACCAAUUCCCAGUCACCAGUUGCAAUUUCUUUUACACAGGUGGGUAGGGAGACUUGUAAGUAAGGUUUUGACAAAUGAUGUGGUUUCUGGAAGGACGGGGCCUCACUGUCAUGUCUUGUUGGUCCUUUCCUCCCUCCUUCCACAGCAGGCCUCCAAACUAUGCUCUCUCUGUCCCUGGAUGGGGUGGUUGCUGGGUGGGGAAUAGGAGGAUGUGGGGUUCAUGGACUCAGGUGUGAGGAAGAGGGGGUAGGUGUCCAGUAAGGUCGUGGGGAAAAGGAGAGGGGAGAGGAGAUAAGCAGGUGUGUGGGUGGGGGUAGGAAGGAAGAGAAGGAAGAGAAAGAAGUUCUUGAAAGCUGGGGGAUGUGUAGACAAGAGGCAAAU